This is a messenger RNA of Penicillium oxalicum, 2565 nucleotides long. RefSeq names its product H(+)-transporting V0 sector ATPase subunit a. The record is from RefSeq and is a predicted model, not a curated record. Gene Ontology annotation, cellular component: vacuolar proton-transporting V-type ATPase, V0 domain; fungal-type vacuole membrane; vacuolar proton-transporting V-type ATPase complex. Gene Ontology annotation, biological process: proton transmembrane transport; vacuolar acidification. Gene Ontology annotation, molecular function: proton-transporting ATPase activity, rotational mechanism; ATPase binding. Lineage: Eukaryota; Fungi; Ascomycota; Eurotiomycetes; Eurotiales; Aspergillaceae. The transcript has 5 exons. The coding region runs from base 1 to 2565 and encodes 854 amino acids.
AUGGCUUCGAAGGAUACUUUCUUCCGCUCGUCGGAGAUGAGCCUCACCCAGCUCUACAUCGCCAACGAAAUCGGAAGAGAGGUCGUCAGUGCCCUUGGCGAACUGGGCCAAGUCCAAUUCAGAGAUCUUAACCCCGACACCAAUGCUUUCCAGCGGACGUUUACCAAGGAGAUCCGUCGUCUCGACAAUGUUGAGCGUCAGCUUCGAUACUUCCAUGCUCAGAUGGAAAAAGCCGCCAUCCCGAUGCGACCAUCGACCGACUUCUCUGAUACUCUGGCGGCGCCACUGGCCUCCGAAAUUGACGAGCUUUCAGAGCGAAGUGAAAGCCUUGAGCAGCGCAUUGUCUCCUUGAACGACAGCUACGAGACCCUCAAGAAGCGUGAGGUGGAGCUUACCGAAUGGCGUUGGGUGCUCAGAGAGGCGGGCGGCUUCUUCGACCGGGCUCAUACCCACACCGAGGAUAUCCGCCAGUCAUUCGACAACGACGAAGCGCCUCUCCUUCGUGACGUUGAGCAGCAUGCACCUCGUGGCACAAAUGGUGACGCUCAAGGUCAGCAGAGCUUCUCGGACAUGAACAUUGGUUUUGUUGCCGGUGUCAUUCCUCGUGAUCGGAUUGGAGCCUUUGAGCGGAUUCUGUGGCGAACUCUUCGUGGUAACCUGUAUAUGAACCAAUCCGAGAUUCCGGAGGUCAUCAUCGACCCGACCAACAACGAAGAGAUUCACAAGAACGUUUUCGUGAUCUUCGCACACGGAAAGGGCAUUCUUGCCAAGAUCCGCAAGAUCUCCGAAUCGCUUGGAGCUUCCUUGUAUGGUGUUGACGAGAACAGCGAACUGCGGCGAGACCAAAUCCACGAGGUCAACACUCGACUGGGCGAUGUCAGCAACGUUCUACGCAACACCAAGAGCACCUUGGAUGCGGAACUUUCUCAGAUUGCUCGUUCUCUUGCGGCGUGGAUGAUCAUUGUCAAGAAAGAGAAGGCUGUCUACGAUACCUUGAACAAGUUCUCUUAUGACCAAGCUCGGAAGACUCUGAUCGCGGAGGCUUGGUGUCCCACAAAUUCUCUCGGUCUCAUCAAAACCACCCUGCAAGAUGUCAAUGAUCGUGCCGGUCUUUCGGUCCCCACUAUUGUGAACCAGAUUCGUACCAACAAGACUCCGCCAACCUAUGUCCGAACCAACAAGUUCACCGAGGCCUUCCAGACCAUCAUCAAUUCGUAUGGUGUCCCGAAGUAUUCUGAGGUCAACCCUGGUCUUUACACCAUUGUCACUUUCCCUUUCCUCUUCGCCGUCAUGUUCGGUGAUAUGGGUCACGGAUUUAUCAUGGCUCUUGCUGCGUCUGCAAUGAUUCUCUUUGAGAAGAAACUCCUGCGCACCAAGCUGGACGAGCUGACGUACAUGGCGUUCUACGGUCGAUACAUCAUGUUGAUGAUGGGUCUCUUCUCCAUCUACACCGGCUUCAUCUACAACGAUAUCUUUUCCAGGGCUCUGACCAUCUUCCCCAGCCAGUGGGAGUGGCCUGGGGACAUCAAGGCUGGUGACUCUGUGGAGGCUACCCUCACCGAUGGUUACCGGUUCCCCAUUGGCUUGGACUGGAACUGGCACGAGGCUGAGAACUCGCUGCUCUUCUCAAACAGUAUGAAGAUGAAGAUGAGUAUCUUGCUGGGUUGGUCUCACAUGACCUACGCGUUGAUUCACCAGUACAUCAACGCCCGUCAUUUCAAGUCCAAGGUUGAUGUCCUGGGUAACUUCGUGCCCGGAAUGCUGUUCUUCCAGUGCAUUUUUGGAUAUCUGGCCAUGACCAUCUUGUAUAAGUGGUCGGUGGAUUGGCCGGCCAUUGGUCAGGACCCCCCCAGCUUGUUGAACAUGCUCAUUUUCAUGUUCUUGAGCCCGGGCACCCUUCAAGGUCAGCUGUAUUCCGGUCAAGCUACCGUUCAAGUACUGCUACUUCUCAUCGCUGUUAUUCAAGUCCCCAUCAUGCUCUUCCUCAAGCCGUUCUGGUUGCGCUAUGAACACAACCGCGCACGCGCUCUCGGUUAUCGAGGCCUCGGCGAGCAAUCUCGUGUUAGCGCGUUGGAUGAAGAUGGUGACACGAACGGUGGUCCUCGUGACAGCAUGGCAAGUGACGGCGAGGGUGUUGCCAUGAUUGCCCAGAACAUCGAUGAUGAGGAGCAUGAAGAAUUCGACUUCAGUGACGAGAUGAUCCAUCAGGUCAUCCACACCAUCGAGUUCUGCUUGAACUGUAUCUCUCACACUGCUUCAUACCUUCGUCUUUGGGCUUUGUCUUUGGCCCAUCAACAACUGUCUAUUGUGCUUUGGAACAUGACUAUUGGUUCCGCCAUCGCCAUGGAGAGUCACGUCACUCGUGUGAUUCUGACCGUGGUUUGUGUUUAUAUGUUCCUCGUUCUCAGUGUCGCCGUGCUCGUCACCAUGGAAGGAGUAUCAGCCAUGCUUCAUUCGCUUCGUCUCCACUGGGUGGAGGCCAUGAGCAAGCAUUUCAUGGGUGAAGGUAUUCCCUUCGUGCCAUUCAGCUUUAAGACUCUGCUGGAAGAAGAUCCGGUAGACUAG